AUGUCGCUAACCGUGCGCAUCAACAAGUUCCAGUUGCCGAAGUCAAAGUCCAACCUGCUCGGCCGGGUGGAAUUCCGGGGUGUUGCCCACACGACCACCGAGCUCAACUGUGGCUCCGAGCUUAUCCAAGUAAAUCAGAGCUUUAUCUGGCCGCUGGCCCGGCCAGCAGAUGACACGGAAACGGUGACGGUCGAGCUGCGGCAGCAGACCACCAAGAUACUGCUCAAAACGGGACUCGUCGGGUCGUCGUCAGCGUCGUCGUCGAAUGGGUCGAACGGGCACCGCGGCACCAUUGCCAGUAGCACCAAGAUCGUUGGCCGGUUCGUGAUGCUGAUGCAGGGGCUGAUCUCGGAGGGACGGCUGCGGGUCGAAGACCGGCUGGUGGACCUGUCGAACAAGCCGAUUGAGGCGUUCGUGAGCUUCGACGUGUGCUAUCAAAGCCCUGAGGACGAACUGGGGCACUUCGAUGCGACACAGGUAGUGCACGGGUUGCAUCACCAUCAGCAGCAGCAGCAGCACCAGACGUCCAGCUUCGACGACGACCAGCAGAUGCUGCUCAGCGUCGAGCAGAAUAUCGCGAACCUUGAGCGAAGCUUAACCCAGCAACAGCAGCCGCCGCCGGCGGCGCCACCACCGAAGCAGAAGCAAUCGCAGGUGAGCGGCGGCGGCGGCGGCAGCGAGCGCAAGACGGGCCUCAUCAAGCGGGUACUGUCGUCUGGGUCGGCGGGACUCGGGGAGCAGCCGGCUCCACCGAAAUCGUCCUCGGAUCAUGCCUCAUCGGACAACGAGGCCAGCGGUGGUGGUGGUGGUGGCUCGGGCAAAACGCACAAAUCCUUGUCGGACCGGAAGGUGACGCUGCGUACCGUGCGAAACUUUAUCCGUCUCGGCCGAUCGCGCCACUCGUCUCGCGAAAGCAACGCCAGCAGCACGGAGGACGAAAGCCGGUCCCUGAUCGGUGACUCGGAGCAGCAGCGCCGGGACCGGGCACCGGAGGGCGAGCCGGCGUCAGGUAGCGCUCGCGAAGCAACCGUUGGUGCCGGUGGUGCCACCGGAGACCCAACGACACCGACCGGCGGCGGAGGCGGCGGUGAGUACGGCGAGAGCGGGUCCCACGCCGGCAGCAUCCAUUCGAACGCGUCCAGCGACACCGAGGGAGUCAACAACGAAAAGCUCAAAAAGAUCAAAAGUCUGGCCAAGGGCAACGACCACCUGAAGUCACAGGACUUCCAGGUGUGUGUCACCGUCAUCGAGGCCCGCCAGCUGCCCGGGCUCAACAUGGACCCGGUGGUCUGCAUCCAGGUGGGCGACCAGAAGAAGUACACCAGCGUCAAGGAGAGCACCAACUGUCCGUACUAUAACGAGUACUUCGUGUUCGACUUCCAUAUGCCGCCGGUCAUGCUGUUCGACAAGAUCAUCACGCUCUCUGUGCUACAGAACCGCGGGGUGUUUCAGUCCAACAAGCUGGUGGGCUCGUUCAAGCUGGAUGUGGCCACGCUCUGGCACCAGAAAGACCACCAGUUCUACCACAAGUGGGCGCUGCUGUCCGACCCGGAGGACUUUGCGGCGGGCCCGAAGGGUUACCUGAAGUGCGACGUCGGCAUCAUCGGUAAGGGUGACACGGUGAAGGUGCCCCCGAAAUCCGAGAAGGACCCGGACGACAUUGAAGCGAAUCUGCUGCUACCGGACGGGGUGCCGAUCGAGCGGCAGCGGGCCAAGUUCAUCGUGAAGGUGUACCGUGCCGACGGGCUGCCCCGCAUGAACUCGUCCAUCAUGGCGAACGUGAAGCGGGCGUUCACGGGGGAAGCGAAGGACCUGGUCAACCCGUACGUCCAGGUGUCGUUCGCGGGCCUCACGGGCAAAACGAACGUGAAGAAGGCAUCGUACAGCCCGGUGUGGAACGAGCAGCUCGUCUUCACGGAGAUGUUUCCGCCGCUCUGCCAGCGCAUCAAGAUCCAGUUGCGGGACGCCGACCCGAUGAAACCGUCCAUCAUCGGGACGCACUACAUCGACCUGAAGCAGAUCUCGAACGACGGCGAGAAGGGCUUCCUGCCGACGUACGGGCCGUCCUUCGUGCACCUGUACGGGUCGACGCGCGACUACCACCUGCUCGACCAGCACUCGAACCUCAACACCGGGCUCGGCGAGGGCGUCAGCUACCGGGCCCGGCUGCUGAUCGCCAUCCGCACCGAGAUCACCGACAACGUCGAGCUGUUCACCGACAAGAACGUGGAGGUCGAGCCGACGCUACCGAUCUGCGAGUCAUCGUACUGCAAGAGCGACGUGUUUGCACUGUUCGCCACCGUGCUGGAGGCGUCCAUGUUGGAUCGGAAGGUGUGCGAUCGGUCGGUGUACUUCGAGCUGAGCAUCGGCAACGCUGGCAACUCGCUCGACGGCCACAACGAGAGCGCGACCAGCAACAUGGACGACGACGACGAGCUGGUGACGAUCGAUACGACCGCGUUCAACAGCACGACGAGCGCGUGCAAACCGAUCUCGCACGACAAGAGCCACUACUACCUGCCGUACUGGGACUACAAGCCGUGCAUGGACGUGCGGUGCACGUUCCCGGAUCUGCGGCGCCGGAUGUACAACAGCAACAUGAUCGGCAAGAUCGCCGACCGGAUGGAGGUGGGCCUGGCCGAGACGAACGUGCUGCUGGAGGACGAGGACCCGACCGCAGAGGUGCGGCUGCGGGCCGUGCUGGAAGAGGCGGCGUCCGCCUGUGCCCGGUACGUCACGAUCACGAAGGGCGCCCUGGUAGGGCCGGGCACCGGCAAGACGAAGCUGGACAAGGAGCGCAUCAAGCUGUGCCAGCGGGAGCUCGAGUCGAUCGGCAACAUGGCGCGCAACCUGCGGGCCCUCGUCACGCGCAGCUCGAUGCGCGAGCGGUACCGGACCGCGCACAGCUACCUCGGGCGGCUCAAGUUCCUCGUCGACGAUCCGCAGCACGCGCUGCCGGAUGUGUUCGUGUGGCUGGUCGCAAACGGCAAGCGGGUCGCGUACCACCGGCUGGGCGCCCGGGACCUCAUCUACUCGCCGCUCGAGGAGGAGACGGGCGUCGCGUGCGGCAAGGUGCAGACCGUCUUCCUGAAGCUGCCGGGCAAGCAGGCCGAGGGCCCGGCCGGUUGGCACGUGCGGGCGAAGCUGCACCUGUACCUGUGGCUCGGCACGCUCAAGCACAAGAAGUUCUUCUUCGCCGGCCUGCCCAAGGGCUACGAGAUGCUGCACGAGCUGCGCCAGGCGGACAAACCGAACGUGCCGUGUCCGGGCACGAUCCACUACGUCGAGAAGCACGCGUUCCAGCUGCGGGCCCACCUGUACCAGGCCCGCUCGCUGAUCGGAUCGGACGCGUCCGGCCUGAGCGACCCGUACGCGGUCGUCUACGUGACGGAGCACGCGAAGGUGACGCAGGUGAUCGAGGAAACGCUUAGCCCGACCUGGGACGAGCUGCUGCUGUUCGACGAGAUCGUACUGUACGGUGCGAAGGACGAAAUCCGGCGCGAUCCGCCGACCAUCGUGGUCGACAUCUACGACCAGGACAAGGUCGGCAAGUCGGAGUUUAUCGGGCGGGCGCUGGCGAAACCGAGGGUAAAACUGCGCGAGAACCACUACAGCACGCCGGUGCUCGAGUGGUUCGAGAUUACGCGCGGUCUCGACGGUGCCGGUGAGCUGCUGGCCGCGUUCGAGAUGCUCGAGCUCGGCUCGGAUGACGUGCCGCGCCCGUCGGACCCAAAGUUCGUGGCACACGCCGCCGGUGGAUCGGCGGUGGGCACCGUCGCGAUUCUGCCGGUUCCGCGCGAGGUACGCCCCAACCUGGCGCGCUUCCGCAUCGAGGUGCUGUUCUGGGGGUUGCGCGACCUGAAGCGGGUCCACUUCAUGACGGUCGACAAGCCGCGCAUCGACAUCGAGUGCUCGGGCAAGAUCCUGAGCAGCAGCAUCAUCCAGAACGCGAAGCGGAACCCCAACUUUGCCGCCAUGCUCAAGUGCUUCGACCUGGAGCUGCCCGUCGAGGAGCGGUACGCGCCGCCCAUCAUGAUCCGGGCCGUGGACUGCCGGUCGUUCGGUCGCUACACGCUCGUCGGUACGCACCAGAUCACCUCGAUCCACCGGUACAUGCACCGGGCCACGGCGGGGGGCCCCGGGACGACGCGGGACGACCCGAAGCGCUACAACCAGAACGGGCAGAUCGUGCUGAGCCGCACGAACCGGCCGGAGGCGGUCGACCACCACCAAGCCAGCCAGUCGUUUCCGGCGGCGGCGGCUCCGCUCUCGGAACUCGCCGGCUCGUGGUCGAACGAGAACCUGACCCAGUACGGUGCCGUGUACGUGGGCGCCAAAGGCCCGUCCCGGGAUGGUGCGGGAAACCUGAAGGGUGUCAAGGCGGGGAAGGGGAAGAAAAAGGCGGAUCAGCAGCAGGAGGAGACGGCCGAGCCGGAGGACGACGACGAGUCGAGCAAGGACUGGUGGACGAAGUACUUUCUCUCCUACGAGCGGCUCAUCGAGUCGUCCAAGAUGCUUGGCGGCGGCGGCGGCGUUGGAUCGAGCGGUACCGAGGGUGGCUCGAGGAAGCUCGGCGUCAAGACGUCCAAGCUGGUGUCGCGGUUGAGCCCGAAGGCGGCGGCAUCGAAGAAACUGCCGGUGCCGAUGGCGAGCGGCAGUGGCGGCGGGGCGGGCCGGGUCGCCACCUGUCAGGUGUACCCGGGCGAGCUGGAGGCGCUGCCCGAGUACCGGGAGUUCAAGGAGUGGCUGCUGUCGUUUCCACUCUACCGCGGCAAGAAGACGGGCGACAGCACGGAGGACGAGACGCGCAUCGUGGGGUACUUCAAGGGGGCGCUCAAGGUGUACCGGCUGCCGAUCGAGAAGGGCCUGGAGCCCGCGUUCGCACCCACCCUGCCGCUCAACGACCCGAUCCACGUGCUGGUCCGGGUGUACGUGGUCAAGGCGACCGACCUGCAUCCGAUGGACCUGAACGGGAAGGCGGACCCGUACGUGGUGCUGCAGCUCGGCAGCAAACGGGUGGCGGACAAGGAGAACUACGUCAGCAAGCAGCUGAACCCGGUGUUUGGCAAGUGCUUCGAGAUCGAGGCCACCUUCCCGCAGGACUCGAUGCUGACCGUGCAGAUCUACGACUGGGAUCUGGUCGGCUCGGACGACCUGAUCGGCGAGACGAAGAUUGACCUGGAGAACCGGUUCUACAGCAAGCACCGGGCGAUGUGCGGCAUCGCGACCCGUUACGAAGAUUCCGGCUACAACAUAUGGCGCGACCCGAUGAAACCGACCCAGAUCCUGACCAAGCUGUGCAAGGAGAAUAAACUGGAGCCCCCGCAGUACUUCCAGGAUCGCGUCACCGUCGGGCGGUGCUGCUUCAUGUUCGGCGCCGACGAAAUCGCGACCUGGAGCAGUCCGGCCUCGAUGAAGUACCGGGACGAGCACCUGGCGCUCGCCGUGCUGCACCGCUGGGAGGAGAUGCCCCGAGUUGGCUGCAAGAUCGUUCCGGAGCACAUCGAGUCGCGCUCGCUGUACAACACGGACAAGCCGGGCAUCGAGCAGGGUAAGCUAGAGAUGUGGGUGGACAUGUUUCCGAUGGACAUGCCGCUGCCCGGGCCACCGGUCGACAUCUCGCCCCGGAAACCCAAGUCGUACGAGCUGCGCAUCAUCAUCUGGAACACGGACGACGUCGUGCUGGAGGACGACGCGUUCUUCACCGGGGAAAAGAUGUCCGACAUCUACGUGAAAGGUUGGCUGAAGGGCCCGCAGGACGUGCAAGCGACCGACAUCCACUAUCGCUCGCUGACCGGCGAGGGCAACUUCAACUGGCGCUUUAUCUUCCCGUUCGAGUACCUGGCCGCCGAGGAGCGGAUCGUGCUGUCGCGCAAGGAGUCCCUGUUCAGCUGGGACGAGACGGAGGUGAAGAUGCCGGCCCGGCUGGAGCUGCAGGUUUGGGACGCGGAUCACUUUUCGGCGGACGACUUUCUUGGUGCGAUCUCGCUCAACCUGAACCGCUUCCCGCGUGGCGCCAAAUCGUCGAAGCUCUGCACGCUCGACAUGCUCCGCACCGACAACGUGCCCACGGUCAACAUCUUCAAGCAGAAGCGCAUCCGCGGCUGGUGGCCGUUUUUCAUCAAGAAGGAAAACGACGAGAUGGAGCUCACCGGCAAGGUGGAGGCCGAGAUUCACCUGCUCUCGAAGGAGGAGGCCGAGAAGAACCCGGCUGGCUACGGGCGCAACGAGCCGGAUCCGCUGGAAAAACCCAACCGACCCGACGCCUCCUUUAUGUGGUUCCUCAAUCCGCUCAAGUCGGUGCGGUACAUCGUGUGGCACAACUACAAGUGGAAGAUCAUCAAGGGCAUCCUCGUGCUCGGGCUGGCCCUGCUGUUGUUGCUCUUUUUCUACGCCAUUCCGGGCUACUCGGUGAAGCGACUGCUCGGGGCGUAA
Messenger RNA from Anopheles cruzii, 6435 nucleotides. RefSeq names its product otoferlin-like. NCBI's taxonomy places the organism in Eukaryota, Metazoa, Arthropoda, Insecta, Diptera, Culicidae. The transcript has 19 exons. The record is from RefSeq and is a predicted model, not a curated record. Gene Ontology annotation, cellular component: membrane. Gene Ontology annotation, biological process: plasma membrane organization. The coding region runs from base 1 to 6435 and encodes 2144 amino acids.